This is a messenger RNA of Cokeromyces recurvatus, 1984 nucleotides long. RefSeq lists its product as uncharacterized. The record is from RefSeq and is a predicted model, not a curated record. The transcript has 7 exons. Lineage: Eukaryota; Fungi; Mucoromycota; Mucoromycetes; Mucorales; Mucoraceae. The coding region runs from base 44 to 1840 and encodes 598 amino acids. Gene Ontology annotation, molecular function: protein binding.
UUUUUUUUUUUGUUAUUUAAAUAAAAAAAUUAUAUCACAUAAUAUGGCACCUGUACAAAGUACACAAGUACAUUCAAGCACUUUGGAUAGAAUUAAAAAGUCCUUCGAAGAUAAAGAUUGGAAAUUUUACUGUGCUCUUGUAGCUGGUUUAACCCUUGCAGGUGCCGGUGCUUAUUAUUUGACCUCAAGUAAUAAAAGGAAGAAGCCUGAAUCUAAAAGAGAACCAAUGAGUAAGAAAUCAGUUCAUGAUACCUCAGCUACCACUACUACCACUACCACUACAACUACCACAGAAGAAAUAACCCCGGUAGAAGAAAAAAAGACAACAACUACAGAAACUACAGUUGAAACAACAGAACCUGAUUUUACUACAUUGUCAGAUGAUGAAAUUGUCGCCUUAAGUGAUGAAAAACGUGCUGAAGCUGCUCAAGCACUCAAGACCCAAGGCAAUGCCAAAUUUAGUAGCAAAGCAUACGAAGAAGCUGCUGAACUAUAUACAUUAGCACUCAAGUAUAAGGCAGACCCUAUUUUUUAUUCUAACCGUGCUGCUUGUUAUGCUAACUUGGGCUAUAAUGAUCGUGUUAUUGAAGACUGUAAUGAAGCGCUUCGUUUAGAUCCUGUUUAUGUAAAGGCUUUGAACAGACGUGCUCACGCAUUAGAAAAAAAGGGAGAUUUAGAAAAUUCUCUUUAUGACUUUACUUGUGUUUGUAUUUUGGAUGCUUUUAAGAAUGAAUCAGCUAGUAAGGCUAUGGAGCGUGUGUUGAAGCUUGUUUCUGAAAAAAAGGCAAAGGAAAUCAUGAAGACAAAGAAACCUCGUUUACCUUCUCCUACUUUUGUAAAUGCCUAUCUUGACUCUUUCCGUCCUGUUGUUCAAGAUUUGGCAAGUAUCCCUGAUGAUGAAUCAGGUGAUGCUUAUUAUGCAAAGGCUUACCGUGCCAUCGCAGAAAAGGAUUAUAAUACUGCUUUGGAAGCAUGUGAAAAGGCAGUCGAAUUAGGUUGUUCUCCUGCUUAUCAAGCUUAUGCCUUGAACUUGAUGGGUACUUUUGCUUUCUUGAAAGGAAAUACAACGGAAGCUUUGAGUUAUUUUGAUAAAGCUAUUGAAGCAGAUCCUAAAUUUGUUCAAAGUUAUAUUAAACGUUCUAGUAUUUGUAUGGAGCAAGGUGAUGUGGAUGCCACUUUUAAGCAAUUUGAUGAAGCUAUUGCCAUUAAUCCCAAUGAUCCAGAUAUCUAUUAUCAUAGAGGACAAGUCAAUUAUAUUAGUGGUAAUUAUGAUGCAGCUGCAAAGGACUACAGUGAAAGUAUCAAAUUAGACGAUUCCUUUGUUUAUGCCCAUAUUCAAUUGGGUGUUGUUCAAUACAAGCUUGGUUCCAUUUCUGCUUCCAUGUCCACUUUCAAUAAUACACUCAAGAAGUUUGCUGAUAGUACUGAUGUUCACAACUAUUAUGGUGAACUUUUAGUUGAUCAACAAAAGUUGCCAGAAGCGAUUGAAAUGUUUGGAAAGGCCAUGACAUUGGAUCCUAAGAAUCCUUUGCCUUACAUUAAUAAAGCUAUGUUGAUGUAUCAAGUGAUGGGUAACAUUGAAGAAGCUACUCGAUUAUGUCAAAGUGCUUUAGAAGUAGAUCCUGCUUGUGAUGCCGCUGUUGCAUCAUUAGCACAAAUUUUGCUGGAACAAGGCAAACCUGAAGAGGCUCUCAAGUAUUAUGAAAUGGCAAUUGAUUUAGCUAGAACAGAAGCUGAACUUGAACACGCUAUUUCUUAUGUUGAAGCUACCAAGACUCAAACUCGAUUUGCAAAAGAUUUCCCUGAUGCCGCUGCCAAGUUGAAGGCCUUAAGAGGUUAAUUCCACUCACUCACUCACUCACUCACUCACUAUCAAUCUUUUUUGUUAUUUGUAUAUGUAUUAAAAAUCAAAAUAAUAAUAAUAAUAAUAAUAAAAAAAAGGCAUGUAAAACAUAAACAACUCCAUCUUAUAUACUAAGAAAAA